GCCGUCUGGCGAGACCCUGCGCCUCGACGGGCGCGUGGGCCGUGGCCGUCCCACCGGCAAACGCGCUGUGGCUGACCCUGGUGCUCCGUUCCUGCCCGCCCGCCCGCCGUCCCUGAGAGAGAGGUGAGGGAGAUGGUGACAGGAGGUGAGGUGGUGUCGGCCCUGCAACAACUUUGGCCCCGAAUUUUCUGCCACCCCAGGCCUCACUUAUACGUUGAGCGAUCUUGUCCUUCCUCCACUUCCCUAUCGUCGUGCUCAAAUCAUCCCCUCCUCCUCAUACCCGUAAUCAACCCUCUUUCUCCAUACGCCCUUGAGCUUGUCCGGUGCUGUCGCGCGCCUGACCGGAAGCUCAUCCGUCCCAUUUCCCUUCUUGUGCUCGACGGCGGUUCUCAAGCCCCUCGUCUUCUUCCAUCCCAGGACAGAGCCGUCGCGCCACUGGCGGUAGUCGCUCUCGCCGCUGCGUCUUCAAACGACCGUCCCGCGGCGAAACUCGGUUCAAGGCGUUGCAUUCAUAGACUUGAUCGAUACCCUCCAGCUCUGCCAUCAUGUACGGCACUGGAACCGGCCCUCAGACGGGCAUUUCCACCCCCAGAUCUAGCUCGUCCCUCCGGCCGUUGACGCUCUCCCACGGCUCCCUCGAAUCUUCCUUUCUCGUCCCGACAAACCUCCAUUUCCAUGCCUCUCAGCUCAAAGAUCGCUUUGUCGCGAGCUUGCCCGCCGCCACGGACGAGCUCGCCCAGGACGACGAGCCGUCAUCUGUUCCGGAGCUUGUUGCAAGAUACCUGGGUUUCGUCGCCCGUGAGGUCGAGGAGGGCGAGGACGAUGCCUCAGGUUCCUACGAAGAGGUCCUGAAGCUCGUCCUCAACGAGUUUGAGCGCGCUUUCCUCCGCGGCAACGAGGCGCACGCUCUCGCUGCCACCCUCCCGGGCAUCGAAUCAAAGAAGCUCGAGGUGAUCCGCAGUUACUACUUGGCACGCGCCGCCUCUAACCGAACCAUCAAACCACAUGAGUCCGCCCUGCUAAGGGCCGCCGAUGAUGGCUCCGCCGACAUCUACACAAUCUUUGGCGGCCAGGGCAAUAUUGAGGAGUACUUUGAGGAGCUUCGCGAAGUCUUCCAGACGUAUCCCAGCUUCAUUGGCGAGCUGGUUGCGUCCGCUGCGGAGCAGCUUCAGACGUUGUCUAGCCACCCUAGUGCAGAGAAGAUGUUCCCGAAGGGUCUGGAUAUCAUGGACUGGCUCCAUCACGCAGACUCGACCCCGGACGUUGACUACCUCAUCUCAGCGCCCGUCAGCUUUCCCCUGAUCGGGCUCGUGCAGAUGGCCCAUUAUGAGGUGACCUGCAAGGUUCUCGGCAUUGAUCCCGGCCAGCUGCGCGAGCGCAUCAGCGGCACUACUGGUCACUCCCAAGGCAUUGUCAUGGCCGCUGCCACUGCCGCUGCCGCCUCGUGGGACUCGUGGCGGGAGAUCGUCAGCUCGACGUUGUCCAUCCUCUUCUGGAUCGGUACGCGCAGCCAGCAGGCCUUCCCCACCACCUCCAUGACGCCGACCAUGUUGCGCGAGUCCAUGGACCAUGGCGAGGGCACCCCGACACCUAUGCUCAGUAUCCGCGACCUGUCGCAACAAGAGGUUCAGAAGCACAUUGACGCGACGAACCAGUACCUUCCUCCUAAUCGCCAUAUCAGCGUCUCAUUGAUCAACAGCCCUCGAAACCUCGUCGUGACGGGUCCUCCUACCUCUCUCUAUGGCCUCAACUCUCAACUGCGCAAGGUCAAGGCUCCUACUGGACUUGACCAGACUCGAGUCCCCUACACCGAGCGCAAGGUUCGAUUCGUCAACCGCUUUCUCCCCAUCACCGCGCCCUUCCACAGCCAGUAUCUCGCUGAGGCGACGACCAUGAUUGAUGAGGAUCUCAAGGACGUGAGCAUCGAUGCGAGCGCUCUAGGUGUUGCCGUGUUCGACACCAACACGGGCAAGGAUCUCCGCACAGAGGUCAAGGGCAAUAUCGUCCCGACUCUGGUGCGUCUGAUCACACGCGAUCCUGUGAACUGGGAGAAGGCAACCGUCUUCCCCAAGGCCUCACACAUCCUCGACUUCGGUCCUGGCGGUGUGUCCGGCUUGGGAAUCUUGACUAGCCGAAACAAGGAGGGAACUGGUGUCCGUGUUAUCCUUGCUGGCACCGUUGACGGCACGAUUACCGAAGUUGGGUACAAGCCUGAGCUCUUCGAUAGGGACGAGGAGAACGCUAUCAAGUAUGCCAACGACUGGGUCAAGCAGUUUGGCCCCCGACUGGUCAAGACGGCCAGUGGUCAGAAGUUUGUCGACACCAAGAUGAGCCGCCUGCUCGGCCUGCCUCCGAUCAUGGUUGCUGGCAUGACUCCGGCAACGGUGCCUUGGGACUUUGUCGCUGCGACGAUGAACGCUGGCUACCAUAUCGAGCUGGCUGGUGGUGGUUACUUUGCACCCCCGAUGAUGACGGAUGCUCUCCGCAAGAUCGAAAAGGCCAUCCCUGCAGGCCGUGGAAUCACGGUCAACCUGAUCUACGUCAACCCCCGAGCCAUGGCUUGGCAGAUCCCGUUGAUUGGCCGCCUGCGCGCCGAGGGUGUGCCCAUUGAGGGCCUGACCAUAGGCGCCGGUGUCCCUUCUAUUGAAGUCGCGCAGGAGUACAUUGAGACUCUUGGCCUCAAGCACAUUGCCUUCAAGCCCGGCUCCGUCGAAGCUAUUCAGGCCGUCAUCAACAUUGCCAAGGCCAACCCGAGCUUCCCCGUUCUUCUCCAGUGGACAGGUGGACGCGGCGGUGGCCAUCACUCAUUUGAAGACUUCCAUCAGCCGGUGCUGCAGAUGUAUAGCCGUAUCCGUCGUCAGGAAAACAUCAUUCUCGUCGCUGGCAGCGGCUUUGGCGGUGCGGAAGACACAUACCCAUACAUCACUGGUGACUGGGCCAAGAAGUAUGGCUACCCUCCUAUGCCCUUCGACGGGUGCCUGUUCGGUAGCCGCAUGAUGGUCGCCAAGGAGGCACACACCAGCAAGAACGCCAAGCAGGCCAUCAUCGAUGCUCCCGGACUGGAGGAUGAUGAGUGGGAGCAGACCUACAAGGGCCCGGCCGGCGGUGUCAUUACCGUGCGUUCCGAAAUGGGUGAGCCCAUCCACAAGCUUGCCACUCGCGGUGUCCGGUUCUGGGCGGAGAUGGACCAGAAGAUUUUUAGCCUGCCCAAGGAGAAGCGCGUCGCCGAGCUCAAAAAGAACCGCGAGUACAUCAUCAAGAAGCUCAACGACGACUUCCAGAAGGUCUGGUUUGGCUGCAACAAGGCUGGCCAAGCUGUCGAUCUCGAGGACAUGACGUACGCCGAGGUCGUUCGUCGUAUGGUCGACUUGCUCUACGUCAAACACCAGUCUCGCUGGAUUGAUCCCUCAUUCCGCACGCUUACCGGCGACUUUAUUCAUCGAGUCGAGGAGCGAUUCACGAUCUCCGCCGGCAAGCCUUCGCUGCUUCAGAACUACGCCGAUCUUAACGAUCCGUUUGGCGCCAUCGACAGCAUCUUGGCCCACUAUCCUGAGGCCGAGACUCAAAUCAUCAACGCGCAGGACGUGCAGCACUUCCUGAUGCUCUGCCUGCGACCGACACAAAAACCGACGACGUUCAUUCCGGCACUGGAUGAGAACUUCGAAUUUUUCUUCAAGAAGGACUCCCUGUGGCAGUCGGAAGAUCUCGAUGCGGUCAUCGGACAGGACGUUGGUCGAACAUGCAUUCUGCAGGGCCCGACCGCUGCCAAGUUCUCUACCAUUCUUGACGAGCCCAUCAAGGACAUACUUGGAAACAUCCACAACUCUCAUAUCGCUGCUCUGAUGCGCAACUACUACAAUGACGAUGAGAGCUCCAUCCCGGCCAUGGAGUACUUCGGCGGGAAGCUUGUUGAGUCGGAGAUUCCCCUGGACCUCGAGGGCUUGACUGUCAGUUAUGACGCUCAUAAGAACACAUAUCGCUUGGCUUCUUCGGCAUCUAGCGCGUUACCGUCUCUUGACGCCUGGCUUUCUCUCCUCGCGGGCCCCAACCGCAACUGGAGGCACGCCCUUCUCAUGUCGGACGUCGUCGUCCAGGGACAAAAGUUCCAAACCAACCCUAUUCGGCGCAUUUUUGCGCCGGUGCGCGGCCUGUUCGUUGAGAUUCAGUACCCCAACGAACCUGAAAAGACGACCAUCAUCGUCAGGGAACAGCCCCGACACAACCAGUACGUGGACGUUAUCGAAGUCAAGUUGACUGGCAAGAACGAGAUUCUUGUCAACUUGAUCAAGGAAACGACUGCUCUGGGCAAGCCCGUUGCCAUGCCGCUGAAGUUUGUGUAUCAUCCGGAGGCUGGCUAUGCCCCGAUCCACGAGGUCAUGGAAGAUCGCAACGAUCGCAUCAAGGAGUUUUAUUGGAAGGCGUGGUUCGGAAACGACCCCCUUAACCUCGAUGCGGUCGUUACGGGCAAGUUUGACGGCGGUCGCACCACUAUCAGCAGCGAGGCCAUCAAUGAUUUCGUGCACGCCGUCGGCAACACCGGUGAGGCCUUUGUCGACCGCCCAGGCAAAGUUGUGUAUGCUCCCAUGGACUUCGCCAUCGUGCUGGGUUGGAAGGCCAUCACCAAGCCCAUCUUCCCUCGCACCAUCGACGGUGAUCUGCUCAAGCUCGUCCACUUGUCUAACCAAUUCCGCAUGAUUCCGGGCGCCGAGCCGCUCAAGAAAGGUGACGAGGUCUCUACGACCGCCCAGGUCAAUGCUGUUAUCAAUCAAGAGUCGGGCAAGAUGGUUGAGGUGUGCGGCACUAUCGCGCGCGACGGGCAGCCUGUGAUGGAAGUCACGUCCCAGUUCCUUUACCGCGGCGCCUACACAGACUAUGAGAACACUUUCCAACGCAAGAUGGAGACUCCUGUACAGAUGCACCUGGCUACGGGCAAGGACGUUGCUGUUCUACGCUCGAAGGAGUGGUUCGCCAUCGACGAGAUCCCCAACGACAUUGAUCUGCUGGGUCAGACUCUGACGUUCCGCCUUCAGAGUUUGAUGCGCUACAAGAACAAGAGCGUCUUCAGCAGCAUCGAGACUCGCGGACAGGUUCUGUUGGAGCUUCCCACAAAGGAGGUGAUCCAGGUUGCUAGCGUCGACUACGAGGCUGGAGAGUCACAUGGCAACCCCGUGAUUGACUACCUUGAGCGCAACGGCUCGCCUCUCGACCAGCCCAUCUAUUUCGAGAACCCCAUCCCGCUUAGCGGCAAGACGCCUCUGCAACUCCGGGCUCCUACGUCCAACGAGACCUAUGCGCGCGUCUCGGGCGACUACAAUCCUAUCCACGUGUCCCGCGUGUUUUCUAGCUACGCCAAUCUGCCUGGAACAAUCACGCACGGCAUGUACUCGAGCGCUGCCGUCCGUAGCCUGGUGGAGACUUGGGCUGCCGAGAACGACAUUGGCCGCGUGCGAAGCUUCCACGCGUCGCUUGUGGGCAUGGUUCUCCCCAACGACGAUAUCUCUGUCAAGCUCCAGCACGUAGCCAUGGUUGCCGGCCGCAAGAUCAUCAAGGUCGAGGUCAGCAACACGGAGACUGAGGAGAAGGUGUUGGUCGGCGAAGCUGAGAUCGAGCAACCGGUGACUGCCUACGUCUUCACUGGCCAAGGCUCGCAAGAGCAGGGCAUGGGCAUGGAGCUAUACGCGAGCAGCCCCGUUGCCAAGGAGGUUUGGGACCGUGCCGACAAGUAUCUCCUUGACAACUAUGGCUUCUCCAUCACCAAUAUCGUCAAGAACAACCCCAAAGAGCUCACCGUUCAUUUUGGUGGACCUAGGGGCAAGGCUAUCCGGCAAAACUACAUGGCUAUGACGUUCGAGACGGUAGCUGCUGAUGGCUCCAUCAAGUCGGAGCGCAUCUUCAAAGACAUAAGCGAGAGCACGACGUCGUACACCUACCGCUCGCCUACGGGCCUGUUGUCGGCGACGCAGUUCACGCAGCCCGCGCUGACUCUGAUGGAGAAGGCCAGCUUCGAGGACAUGAAGGCCAAGGGUCUCGUGCCGCGGGAUAGCACCUUCGCGGGCCACUCGUUGGGCGAGUACUCUGCCUUGGCAGCCCUUGCCGACGUGAUGCCCAUUGAGUCUCUGGUGUCGGUCGUCUUCUAUCGUGGCCUGACAAUGCAGGUCGCCGUGGAGCGCGACGCGGCCGGACGAUCCAACUACUCGAUGUGUGCGGUAAACCCUAGCCGCAUUUCCAAGACUUUCAAUGAGGAGGCGCUGCAGUUUGUGGUAAACAACAUCGCCGAGGAGACGGGGUGGCUCCUGGAGAUUGUCAACUACAACAUCGCCAACAUGCAGUACGUGUGUGCUGGUGACCUGAGGGCGUUGGACACGCUGGCGGGCGUGACCAACUUCCUCAAGAAGCAACAGAUCGACAUUGAGGAGAUGCGAAGCAACAUCGAGGAGGCCAAGGGAGCGCUCAAGGAGAUCAUUCGAGGGUGCGCAGAGGCGACGCUGAAGAAGCCGCAGCCCCUGGAGCUGGAGCGUGGAUUCGCGACUAUACCUCUGCGGGGCAUUGACGUACCCUUCCACUCGACGUUCCUGCGGUCGGGUGUCAAGCCUUUCCGGUCGUUCCUGCUCAAGAAGAUCAACAAGACGACGAUCGAUCCGUCCAAGCUGGUCGGAAAAUACAUCCCCAACGUGACGGCGAAGCCGUUUGCGCUGACCAAGGAGUACUUUGAGGACGUGUACAAGCUGACGAACUCGCCCAAGAUUGGCGCUGUUUUGGCCAACUGGGACAAGUACGUGCAGGAGGAGGAUGGCAAGGCGAGCAGCGACAGCGGUGCCAGCAUCGAGUACGAGGGCCCCGGCGCCGCAGCGUAAAGGCUGGUUGCGCGGAGGGCGCGGGACGCGGAGAGAUGCGAAAGACGGAAGCUUUCGGAAAGAAUUGACGACGCCUCUGACGAAUCAGGGUAGGGAGAGAGGUGCUUGAUUGAGGGUGUUGUUGAGUUUGCUGGUUACUUUGGGCUUAGUUCCUACAUGUAUUCACUCUAGAAGAGCCAAUGGCUGCCAUACGAAUGCCCCUGACAUGAUUAAUAGAAUUCAUAGAUGUAGAC
This is a messenger RNA of Purpureocillium takamizusanense, 7087 nucleotides long. RefSeq names its product Fatty-acyl-CoA synthase system. NCBI's taxonomy places the organism in Eukaryota, Fungi, Ascomycota, Sordariomycetes, Hypocreales, Ophiocordycipitaceae. The transcript has 3 exons. The record is from RefSeq and is a predicted model, not a curated record. Bases 546 to 6854 code for a protein of 2102 amino acids. Gene Ontology annotation, biological process: long-chain fatty acid biosynthetic process. Gene Ontology annotation, molecular function: [acyl-carrier-protein] S-malonyltransferase activity; enoyl-[acyl-carrier-protein] reductase (NADH) activity; fatty acid synthase activity. Gene Ontology annotation, cellular component: fatty acid synthase complex.